AUGACAAGUUACACGAGCGGAAAAAUGAAACAUUAUGAUAAUAUAGCUUAUUUGACUUUUAGUACUCCACCAGUUACACCAACAGUAAUAUCAAAUACACAUCAACGUUCAUUUUUUCAUAGUACACUUGUUAAAAAAGCAGUUCAUGCAUUUAAAGGUGGAACAGAAACUACAAGUGAACGUCGUGCUAUGAAAGUUCUUGGAAUUGUUUUCUUUGUUUUUCUUGUUGCUUGGCUUCCAUUUUCAAUAUUAAACAUACUUUCAGCUGUUUGUCCAUCGUAUACGAUAAAAGCAUCCUUAUUAAAUUUAACUAGUUGGCUUGGUUAUAUAUCAUCAAAUUUAAAUCCAAUUAUCUAUACAGCAUUUAAUGUUCGAUUUCGUCGUGCUUUUUUAUCUAUAUUAACAUGUCAAACAAAUUAUUUUUCACAUAAACGUAAAGGAAACAAUUUAUAUAUAUUUGUUGCUAAUAAUAGUCAUCAAAAAAUGCCUAUGAAUCAUGGACAAUAUUUUUUUCCCUCGCGUCGCUUUCUUAAUGAACGUGUGUUCUUUGUGAUUGAUAGUAAUGAUCGAAAACGAAUAACACUUGCUACUGGUGAUCUGAUUGAUUUAUCGAAAAAAUUAAGUAGUCGAUCAUCAUUAUCUAUUCUAAUUUUUAUCGCUAUGAAUAAACAAGAUCUUUCAACGUCAUUCAAAAUUGAAGGUUUUAAUGUUAUUCUAACAUUACCAAAAACCAAAUCCGAUGAAUGGAAACUAUUUGAAAUAAGUACUUAUGCUGGUUAG
Molecule: messenger RNA, 780 nt
Organism: Rotaria sp. Silwood2
Lineage: Eukaryota; Metazoa; Rotifera; Eurotatoria; Philodinida; Philodinidae
Source: the annotation of a GenBank genome assembly